Molecule: messenger RNA, 3292 nt
Organism: Octopus bimaculoides (California two-spot octopus)
Lineage: Eukaryota; Metazoa; Mollusca; Cephalopoda; Octopoda; Octopodidae
Product: GPI-specific phospholipase A2-like PGAP3
Biological process (GO): GPI anchor biosynthetic process
Cellular component (GO): endoplasmic reticulum membrane
Molecular function (GO): hydrolase activity, acting on ester bonds
Source: RefSeq, a predicted model, not a curated record
AAAAGUGAAAAUGUUACCUCAAGAUCGACUUCAUUCAAACAACGAAGUACGUUUGUAUUUUGGUAACCGGAAUUAUAAAUCUGUUGUUAUAACAACCGAAGAAUCAGCAGGUUCCGGAAGUUUGAGGAAAAGUGUGAAGGAAAGUGUGAAACGCCGAAUAUGUACGGCAAAUUGUUCAUCACAUAACAGAGAAGUGUCUGCUAUUAUUUUGGCUGAUAAAGAUGUCUUUACAUCAAACUGGUGAUACUUGAAUAGAUAUUCCUUCAACAUGAACGCAGCAUGCAAAAUACUUCCUGGAUUUACCUGGGAUUAUACUUAAGGACCUAUGCCUUCACAAAAGUACGGAUCAACUUCCAUAUGCCUUGGAAGAAGAUGAGCUGUGAACGUUAUUCUCCUGUCUGUAUUUUUCUAUCUACUGUUUUACUCUUUAUUCUUCUAUCUACUAUUUUAUUCUUUAAUAAACUGUGAAUUCCCUGUCUAGAACUUUCCUACAUACCUUGUCUCUGAUGACGGAAUACCCAGUGUAUGGAAAUGCUAACCUAUCACUUGGGAUAUCCCAGAAAUAGCUGUAAGAGAUCCAAUAAUUAAUUAACUAAUUAAUUAAUUAGUUUAAAUUCACUGCUGUGGUUUUUGUUGUCCUUUUUCCUCUAAUAUAUACAUAUAUCAUCUUAAUCAUUAUCUUCAUCAUUUAAUGCUUAUCUUCCAUGCUGUCAUGGGUUGGUAGUUCAACAGGAUCUAAUGAGUCAGAGGACUGCCUUAAGUUCCAAUGACUUCCUAAUGCCAACAUCUUUAUAGAGUGUAUGGUGGUGGUGGGGGCUUUUUUUUUGUGACACACAGUAGUAGUAAAGUUCAUUGCUAAAGAAGAGAUAUAUGACUACUCUGCAUUAUAUAAGAGUGGAGCUGUAGAAAGGGAGAUAAAGAUAAUGGGGAAGUGGUGUCAGGGUGUAUCAUCGAGGUGCAAGAAGUGAAGAGAGAGUGGGAACAAAAGACUAGGAAGGGUCGAUGGAAAAAGGUUGCAAGAGUUGGGUGGAGAAUGAGGGAUGAUUGGUGAUGGGGGGGGGGUAAAGGUGAAUGUAGUGGAGGGGUGGUUGAUUGUAGAUAUGAGUUGGAAGAAGGUAGUAAGAGGGAGGGAUCAUAUUAGUAGAAGUGGCUGAAGGGUGAUGAGUGACAGUACAGAAAGGGUGAAGAGCAGUGAAAUAAUAAAAUAAUUCUAGAUGAGGUAAGAAUGAGAAAUAGGGAGAUGAUGGGUGGAGGUGGGUUGGGUAAAAUUUGUAAAAGUGAAGGGAGAGAAAGUGAGACAUAGUGACAUAAUGAUUGAUUGAAGGAGGUCAGAAGUAUGUAAGGGUGAAUAGUGUGUGAUGAACAAAGGUCAAGGUGGUGGGUGGGUGCAGAGAUGAGAUGGUGUUAAGAAUUAGACAUGGGUGUCAAUAGAAUUUGUUUCAGUGACCAGAUAACUCGAAAAUAAGAGUGCGGAGAGAGGAGGAGAUGUCAAAAGGAAAUAGUUGCAGGGAGAGGGGGAGGUGUCUGUUAGCACAAGAAGGGAUGAAAUAUGUAGUUCUGUUCUCACUUAAUUACAGCAGUGGAAUAAUGCAACAGUUGGAAGAGUAAUGGAGAGAUGACAAUCCUUUUAGGACUUCAGUUUUGCCAUGAUUAGCAGGUUUUAACAGCAUGUUGUCAAUUGUUUCAAUCAUUUGUCAUUGCUUCCAUGAGGCUCAACAUCCUGAGACCAUCCUUCACGACAUUGUCAUACAUCUUCCUGGGUCUCUGUCUCCUAUAGGUUCCAUCCAAAUUUAGCAAUCAGCACUUCUUUAUACAGCUGCCCUCAUCCAUAUGCACACAUGCCUAUACUAAUUUUCUCCCAUGCACACUACAUCCAAUUCCUCCUGUGUCCAGUUUUCUUCUCAACAGGUUUGUCAUUCACGAACACUUACAUUGCAAGUCAUCUGCAUUCAGUUCACUUUAUCAGAAGCAAGGACAAUGCUGCAGUGGCACUUCAGACAUUUUUCUCUUCUAAAGAGCCUGAUAUUUUGACUCAAGGAAUCAGAAAAUUGGUUUCAAACUUGAUCAUGAAGUGCAAUUUUUCAUGCAUAUUUCUGGUCACUUUUCUCUUUCUUCAUGAAAAAGUUACAUUGGUAACUUGUUCUAAGGGAGAUUCUUCCUGGAUAUUCCAGCGGUGCCUUAGUGGUUGUCUUCAUAAAAACUGCACUAAUAUGAAAGUCUUUGCCAGUCGCCAACCACUUAGUUUGAAACUAACAGGUUGGCAUUGCGAAGAUGAAUGCAAGUAUACUUGUAUGUGGUAUACUGUUGAUGCUUUUCAAAGAGACAGCCAAAAAAUACCACAGUUCUAUGGAAAGUGGCCAUUUGUUAGAUUUUUUGGUAUUCAAGAACCUGCUUCUGCGAUAUUUUCCCUCUUCAAUGCUUUAACACAUAUGAUGAUUUUCAAAUUCCGAGCCAGGGUGCCAUCUGUUGCUCCAAUGUACUAUGUGUGGCAUUCAAUGGCUGUGAUUUCUGCUCAUGCUUGGUUUUGGUCUCUAGCUUUUCACACUAGAGAUACUGCUUUCACAGAGAUGAUGGAUUAUUUCUGUGCAUUCUCUUUAAUUCUUUUCAACUUGUUUCUCUUCUUCUGUCGGGUUGUUGGAACUCAGCACUAUAUAGUCUUAUCAGCACUAUUCAUUGGACUGUUAUCAUUUUGUGUACGCCACUUUUAUUAUAUGGCAUAUGUGAAAUUUGAUUAUACCUACAAUGUGUAUAUUUGUUCUUGUAUUGGGUUCCUUCAGUCUAUGUUCUGGGGUGUUUGGUGCUAUAUUAAAAGAAGAGAACAAUACUAUGUCUGGAAAUGUGUAGUUGUGUUGUGUUUAACUAAUGUGCUUUUGUGUCUUGAGCUCGGCGAUUUCCCUCCACUACUGUGGAUCGUAGAUGCUCAUGCUUUAUGGCACUUAGGAACAGUCCCACUUGCUAUACUUUGGUACAGUUUUCUUAUUGAUGACACCUUAUAUCUUCUAAAAAAGACAAAGCUACAAGGCAUUAUAAUACCAAACCCCAUGGAAACGUCAUAAUUUUGUUUGCACAUAUGCAUACAAACACAUAUGUAUGUAUAUAUGCUCACACAGAAACAUUUACAUAUAUUCAGUAUGUACAUAUAAUUAAAUCAUAUAUCUAUGAAUAAUAUAUAUGUAUUGUAUAUAAAAUAAAUAUGAAUGUGUGUGAGAGUGCAUGUGUAUAUAAACACAUACAUGUGUGUUUGUGUAUGUAUAUUUUUAUAUAUAUAUAUAUAUGUAUAGAUAUAUAUAUG